Molecule: messenger RNA, 678 nt
Organism: Pecten maximus
Lineage: Eukaryota; Metazoa; Mollusca; Bivalvia; Pectinida; Pectinidae
Product: paraneoplastic antigen Ma3 homolog
Exons: 2
Coding region: 1-678 (225 amino acids)
Molecular function (GO): nucleic acid binding; zinc ion binding
Source: RefSeq, a predicted model, not a curated record
AUGGACAGUGUCUUUGGAAAUGUACAACAGGCGGAGAUGCUACUUGCCCAAUUCUAUAGUGCCAAGCAACAUGCUGAUGAGGAUGUUGCUUCCUGGAGUUGCCGACUUGAAGAUCUCGUAGCAAAGGCUGUUGAGAGUGGACAGGUUACCAAACACAAGCCUGCAUUGAAAGAUGCUUCCGGAUACAUGCAUGAGAAUAUCAACGACUUUGACGAGUUAAGGAUAGCCUUGAGACGACUAGAAGAUGACUGGAAUAGUCGGCAACCUGAAAAGGUGGCGAAGAAAGAGGCCACCAUUACCAAAGUUGCCACUACAGUGAUGGAGCCCGGCAAGUCCGAGAUGAGCGAGUUGAAGGGGAUCAUCCAGCAGUUGGCUGCAGAGGUGAAGGAUCUGAGGGUAGAGCGCCAAGGAAGCCAGUCUCAACAUAAGCAAACUCGGGUCAACGCAAGCCAAGGCAGAGAGCAACAACGUUAUAGAGGAGGCAGAGAAAACCAGUUCAACCAGCAGCCUCAGCAGUUCUCAGACGAUGGGAAUGAUCAGCAGGGUGCUGCAGCUUUUGAGGAACCAACCUGCUACAGAUGUGGUCAGAAGGGCCAUAUUAAGCUUGGAUGUAGAGCAAAGCUACAGAGACCAAGUGCUUUAAACGAUCAGAGGCCAGCGUCACGGGGCAGACGUUAG